Dictyostelium discoideum AX4 is the source of this 927-nucleotide messenger RNA. RefSeq names its product doublecortin domain-containing protein. NCBI's taxonomy places the organism in Eukaryota, Evosea, Eumycetozoa, Dictyosteliales, Dictyosteliaceae. The transcript is spliced from 2 exons. The coding region runs from base 1 to 927 and encodes 308 amino acids. The record is from RefSeq and is a predicted model, not a curated record.
AUGACAUCUACUUCAGGUAAACCUAAAAUGGAGAAAUUUGGUCUUCAAACCGACAAAUCUGCCCGUGUAAUAUUAUUUAGAAAUGGUGAUAGAUAUCAUGUUGAAGGUGUUCAUUGCCUUGUUCACUCUUCCAAAUUUAAAACAUUUGAUCAAUUAAAAUUAGAAUUUUCAAAAAAAGUUGGAUUAUUUACAGGAAAUGUACAAAAAGUUUAUUCAAUGGAUAAAAAAAGAAUUCAAGAUAUAAAGGAUUUUGUUGAUGGACAUCAUUAUAUUUGUUGUGGUGCAGAACCAUUAAAUACAGAGGUAAUACCAAAAGGUAUUCAAGAUAUAUUUGGUAAAGCAGAAGUUAGCGAUCAAGAUGAUGAACCAAAACCAAGUAAACCAUUUGUUAGUAGUGUACCUCCACCACCAACACCAACACCAACAUCAUCAAGUGGUACCACUACAACAUCACAACCAACACUAUCAGCAUCACCAUCAGUUUCAAGUGCACAAUCACCUAAAAAACCAGUUGUAUCAGCAUAUAAAGAGAGUGCAGUUCAUUCAAUUGAUAAAUUUUCAGUUCAGACAGAGAAAGCUAAAGUUAUAAUGUGUUUUAGAAAUGGUGAUAGAUAUCAUUCUGGUGAACGUGUAACUGUACAUUCAACCAAAUUUAAAACUUAUGAUCAAUUAAAAGAACAACUCUCAAAACAAGUUAAAUUACCAACUGGUCCAGUCAGAAAAUUAUAUUUAGCUUCUUCUGGUAAACUCGUUAAGACAAUGGAAGAAAUUAUUGAUGGUGAAUAUUAUGUUUGUGCAGGUGGUGAAACUUUAAAUCCAUUGGAUUUCUCUCCAACUUUAUCAGAACAUGUUAAACAAAAGAAAUUACAAGAACAACAACAACAAGCUUCAGAGCAACAAAAACCACAAGAACAAGAAAUAUUUUAA